Messenger RNA from Cheilinus undulatus (humphead wrasse), 466 nucleotides. Its product is annotated as inositol monophosphatase 1-like. Gene Ontology annotation, biological process: inositol metabolic process; signal transduction. Gene Ontology annotation, molecular function: inositol monophosphate 1-phosphatase activity. The transcript is spliced from 4 exons. Bases 161 to 466 code for a protein of 101 amino acids. Lineage: Eukaryota; Metazoa; Chordata; Actinopteri; Labriformes; Labridae. The record is from RefSeq and is a predicted model, not a curated record.
AAAAACAGGAGGCGGCAGACUAUCCCGGAAGUGCUGGGAGCCGUUGAUCCGCAGCGGAUCAUCGCCAGCCUGGUCCAGCCAAUCACAGCUCAGCACAGACUGAUGACAUCACCUUCUCCUUCUGCUGUUUCCUGCCCAUAAAAGGAGCUGUUCCUCUAACAUGGCUGACCUCUGGCAGAACGCCAUGGACCACGCUGUUGCCGUGGCUCGCCGAGCCGGAGAGGUGGUGCGUGAGGCUCUGCUGGGUGACAGGGAGGUGAUGACGAAGAGUUCAUCGGUGGAUCUGGUCACACAAACGGAUCAGAAAGUGGAGAAACUCAUCAUCCAAUCAGUGAAGGAGAAAUUCCCCUCACACAGGUUCAUAGGGGAGGAGUCUGUGGCUGCAGGUGAACCCUGCCUUCUGACCGAUGAGCCCACCUGGAUCAUCGACCCGAUCGACGGGACCACAAACUUUGUUCAUGGGUGA